AUGGACAAGUCUAUUCGUCCAUCUGUCCUCGAAGGUGGUUGUAAGUCAAUUGAGUUUCUUCUGAAGUUGUUCUUCUACUGGAAUGCUUGGCUCAAUGCAUGCGUGGCAGUAGAACGAGGAAUGAAUGUUUACAAAGGAGUGAGUUUUGAUAAGGAAAAGAGUAAACGUUAUGCUCGAUGGAUCACCUUCAUCUUACCGAUUAUGAUUGUGGGCGCGAUUAUUCAUGAACCACUCUACCGUCAUAUCUUCAAACGCAAAGUCACCCAUUCUCUAGAAGAAACCUCGAAAGACAGUUACACUUGGUGCAUAACUUCAUAUCCUCAAUCAGUUGAAGACUAUAACAGAGCCAUCCUAUUCAUUCAUCUUCUUGGGCCAUUUCUUGCAAAUCUCUUGUCGUCAUUGUCCAUCAUCAUUGGAAGUGCUCGACGACGAGCAGAAGCUCAGAGGCAGCAAUCCUAUCGACGGCACAUUCGAGAAUAA
Molecule: messenger RNA, 480 nt
Organism: Adineta ricciae
Lineage: Eukaryota; Metazoa; Rotifera; Eurotatoria; Adinetida; Adinetidae
Source: the annotation of a GenBank genome assembly